This is a messenger RNA of Microsporum canis CBS 113480, 747 nucleotides long. RefSeq names its product mRNA turnover protein MRT4. Bases 13 to 747 code for a protein of 244 amino acids. The transcript is spliced from 2 exons. Gene Ontology annotation, molecular function: RNA binding. Gene Ontology annotation, biological process: nuclear-transcribed mRNA catabolic process; ribosomal large subunit biogenesis; ribosomal large subunit assembly. NCBI's taxonomy places the organism in Eukaryota, Fungi, Ascomycota, Eurotiomycetes, Onygenales, Arthrodermataceae. The record is from RefSeq and is a predicted model, not a curated record. Gene Ontology annotation, cellular component: nucleolus; preribosome, large subunit precursor.
CAUCCAUCCAUUAUGCCUAUCUCAAAAAGAGCCAAGGUGGUCCACGAGUCAAGGACCCUCAAAAAAUCGCACAAAGAGCAGACUCGACGGCUGUAUGCCAAUGUGCAAGCUGCAGUCACUGAAUAUGACCAUCUCUUCGUGUUUUCUGUUGACAAUAUGAGGAAUACGUAUUUAAAGGAUGUACGAACAGAAUUCGCUGACAGUCGAUUGUUUUUCGGUAAAACCAAGGUCAUGGCAAUUGCUCUAGGAACAACACCGGAAACCGCCUACGCACCAAACCUCGACCGUCUCACGCCUUAUCUCACUGGCGCAGUCGGAUUGCUAUUUACAUCUCGCGAACCUCAAUCUGUGCUUGACUAUUUCGAAUCAUUCCAUCCCCUCGACUUUGCCCGUGCGGGUAACAUAAGCCCUCGCUCAUUUACUAUACCCAGCGGCGUCGUAUAUUCUCGAGCUGGCGAGAUACCGGCCGAAGAUGACGAGCCAAUUAGCCAUACUGUUGAGCCUACUCUACGGAAAUUGAACGUCCCCACGAGACUAGUAAAGGGAAAAGUCACACUUGAAAUGGACGGGGACGGAUAUCAGGUCUGUAAGGCUGGUGAAGAGUUGGAUUCCAGGCAAUCAACCCUCCUGAAGAUGUUUGGCGUUGCUGUUGCCGAGUUCAAGGUCGAGAUGAAGGCUCGCUGGGUGAAGGAGAGCGGAGAGGUCGUGAUCUUAGAAAAGCAGGAAACAAUGGAAGUAGAUGCAUGA